Molecule: messenger RNA, 2141 nt
Organism: Pyrus x bretschneideri (Chinese white pear)
Lineage: Eukaryota; Viridiplantae; Streptophyta; Magnoliopsida; Rosales; Rosaceae
Product: flowering locus K homology domain
Exons: 7
Coding region: 245-1912 (555 amino acids)
Biological process (GO): regulation of gene expression
Cellular component (GO): cytoplasm; nucleus
Molecular function (GO): mRNA binding
Source: RefSeq, a predicted model, not a curated record
UUCAGAACCACAGAAAUCGAAAUACCCCGACGCUGUCUCUCUCGCUCAAAUCAAGAAAAAUCACUCUCCCUCUCUUCUCUAUUUUCUUCCACUGUGAAUCUCUCUCUCUCUUUCGCUCUCUGUAAAACCCCUUCGAAACCCUAAUCCAACUCUCGCCGUCCUCUCCGGCGAUUCGCCCCUUUCAGUUUCAGAUUACUCGGCUUCGCGCUGCCACUACCAGUUCUUCUCGCUACCCGUACAAUUUAUGGCUGAAGCUGAUAAACUCUAUGGGGAACUUGAUGGAGGUGAAGUACCUGUGACCGUGGCUGAAAUCAAUGCCGAGAUUGAGAAUGCAGAGCCGCUGGUAGAUGACCAGGCUACGGCACUAGACCCGGCUCCGGAGCUGACAGAGGCCGAUGUACAGGGGUAUGAACAAGAGCAUGGAGUGACAUUUGCACAAGAACAAGAAGAUGCACUUGCACAGUUCCGGGCACAGGAGCAGGAAGAGGCACUGGCCCAGUUCCAGGCACAGGAGCAGGAAGAGGCACUGGCCCAGUUCCAGGCACAGGAGCAAGAAGAGGCACUGGCCCAGUUCCAGGCGCAGGAACAAGUAGAGUUACCGGUAGAAUUGCAAGGGGAAGAGGCGCAAUUAUCUGAACAGAACCAAGAGCGUCACGAAGAUGCUGCUGCCAUUGGUGGAGGCGAGAAGAAGUGGCCUGGAUGGCCCGGAGAGAGUGUUUUCCGGAUGCUGGUUCCUGCGCAGAAGGUUGGCAGUAUAAUUGGACGGAAAGGAGAGUUCAUUAAGAAAAUAGUUGAGGAGACGAGAGCUCGCAUUAAAAUUCUUGAUGGACCCCCAGGAACGACUGAAAGAGCCGUAAUGGUUUCUGGUAAGGAGGAGCCUGAUUCUUCUCUUCCCCCUGCAAUGGAUGGCCUUUUGAGGGUUCACACGCGUAUUAUUGAUGGUUUGGAUGGUGAUUCAUCUCAUGCUCCACCGGGCACGGGUGGCAAAGUCUCUACAAAGCUGCUGGUUGCAGCUUCACAGGCAGGAAGCUUGAUUGGGAAACAGGGAGGAACUGUUAAAUCCAUUCAAGAAGCAUCUAACUGCAUAGUUAGAGUUCUUGGAUCAGAAGACCUACCGAUUUUUGCUCUUCAAGAUGACAGAGUGGUUGAAGUAGUGGGUGAAGCUGUUGGUGUGCACAAAGCAAUUGAACUAAUUGCAUCUCAUCUUAGGAAGUUUUUAGUUGACCGCAGUAUAAUUCCAAUAUUUGAAAUGCAUAUGCAAAUGGCAAAUCCUCAGAUGGAACAUGGGCCACCUCAUCAAAAUUGGGGUCCACCUCAAGGUCAUCCCCACAAUGCUGAUCAUGGGGGUCCUGGAUUUGGGCCACCUAAUCCCCAAUACAUGCCACCUCCUCGGCAACAUGACAAUUACUAUCCACCAACUGACAUGCCUCCACCAAUGGAGAAACAGCCUCAUCAUGGUAUAUCAGCUUAUGGAAGAGAAGCCCCAAUGGGUGUCCACCAGUCAUCAAAUGCUCAAGCCGCACCAGGAAUGGUAACACAGAUCACCAAGCAAUUGCAAAUUCCGCUGUCAUAUGCUGAUGCUGUUAUUGGCACAGCUGGUGCAAGUAUAAGCUAUAUUCGACGAGCUAGUGGGGCGACUGUUACGAUACAAGAGACUAGGGGUGUACCUGGGGAGAUGACUGUUGAAAUCAGUGGAAGUGCUCCCGAAGUUCAAGCAGCUCAACAACUGAUACAGAAUUUCAUGGCAGAUGCUGGAGCACCGCAGCCAACACCAACUCCUGGCUCUGUGGACCAAGGUUAUAACAACUAUGCCACUCACGGUUCAGUUUAUGCAUCUCCCCCAUCUAAUCAAGGACACGCAGGACAGCACGGCGGCUAUGGCUCAGUCUAUGGCUCGCAUUAUGGGUACUAGACGGGAACCUCUACUAGGCUAAAAUUGUUUAUCUGUGUGAAUUGGUCAAUGACAAAAUAGUUUCUUUAGGGCAGUUGUAUCGUUGUACUGUGGGUUCACUUUUGAAACUUUGAUUUUGAACUAGUUAAUGUCAGAUUUUCGGUGUUGAUUAGGCUGGCUAACCGUAGGGUUGAACCGAUUUACUCUGAACUUGCCUUGUUCUUAAUUAAUGGACAUGCUCUUGUUAGUA